CACAAGCCCGCGCCCAGCCUUCCUGCGUGGUUUCAGCUGCCCUGAGAGUGUCAUGGACUUGGGGAAGCCAAUGAAAAGUGUGCUGGUGGUGGCUCUCCUCGUUGUUUUCCAGGUGUGCCUGUGCCAAGAUGAGGUCACAGAUGAUUACAUCGGAGAAAACACCACGGUGGACUACACGCUGUUCGAGUCUGUGUGCGUCAUGAAGGAAGUGCGGGACUUCAAGGCGUGGUUCCUCCCCACCAUGUACUCCAUCAUCUGCUUCCUGGGCCUGGUGGGCAACGCGCUGGUCAUCCUGACCUACAUCUACUUCAAAAGGCUCAAGACCAUGACCGACACCUACCUGCUCAACCUGGCACUGGCCGACAUUCUCUUCCUGCUGACCCUGCCCUUCUGGGCCUACAGCGCAGCCAAGUCCUGGAUCUUUGGCGUCCACGUUUGCAAGCUCAUCUUUGCGGUCUACAAGAUAAGCUUCUUCAGCGGCAUGCUCCUGCUUCUUUGCAUCAGCAUCGACCGCUAUGUGGCCAUUGUCCAGGCCGUCUCGGCCCACCGCCACCGGGCCCGAGUCCUUUUCAUCAGCAAGCUCUCCUGUGUGUGCAUCUGGCUGCUGGCCACGGUGCUCUCCAUCCCGGAGAUGCUGUACAGCAACAUCCUGAGGAGCAACAGUGAGCAGGCCUUGCGGUGCUCGCUCAUCACCGAACAAGUGGAGGCCUUGGUCAGCAUCCAGGUGGCCCAGAUUGUGGUGGGCUUUCUGAUCCCUCUCGUGGCCAUGAGCUUCUGCUACCUUGUCAUCAUCCGCACCCUGCUGCAGGCGCGCAACUUCGAACGCAACAAGGCCAUCAAGGUGAUCAUCGCCGUGGUGGUGGUCUUCAUAGCCUUCCAGCUGCCCUACAAUGGGGUGGUCCUGGCCAAGACAGUGGUAAACGCCAAUGCCACCACCAGCUGUGAGCUCAGCAAGCAACUCAACAUUGCCUACGAUAUCACCUACAGCCUGGCCAGUGUCCGCUGCUGCAUCAACCCUUUCCUGUACGCCUUCAUCGGCGUCAAGUUUCGCAAUGACCUCUUCAAGCUCUUCAAGGAUUUGGGCUGCCUCAGCCAGGAGCGGCUCCGGCAGUGGUCUUCCUGCCGGCACACCCGACGUUCCUCGAUGAGUAUGGAGGCCGAGACCACCACCACCUUCUCUCCAUAGAGGCUUCUCUGCCUGGACUCGAGGGACCUCUCCCAGGGCCCCCAGGUCGGGGACAGCGAGCCGAUGACAUGACUUAG
Molecule: messenger RNA, 1263 nt
Organism: Miniopterus natalensis
Lineage: Eukaryota; Metazoa; Chordata; Mammalia; Chiroptera; Miniopteridae
Gene: CCR7
Product: C-C motif chemokine receptor 7
Biological process (GO): calcium-mediated signaling; immune response; cell chemotaxis
Cellular component (GO): external side of plasma membrane; membrane
Molecular function (GO): chemokine (C-C motif) ligand 21 binding; chemokine (C-C motif) ligand 19 binding; C-C motif chemokine 19 receptor activity
Source: RefSeq, a predicted model, not a curated record